AUGUUUGAGGCUGUAGAUUGUCCUGAAGAAAGGAGGGUGGAGAUAGCUACAUUCUAUCUCCAGCAAGAAGCUGACAAUUGGUGGAGUAUGAUGGGACCCAUGUAUCGGCAAGAGGGAGAAUUUCAAUGGACUGACCUUAAGGCUCGAAUGCGGGAUCGUUUUUAUCCCGAGCAUGUUAAGUCCGCCAAGUAUGAGGAAUUUCUGCAUCUACGUCAAGGGACGACAUCUAUUCAGGACUACUUUGCUAAAUAUCUUGAGCUGGCACGAUUUGUUCCUGCCCUAGCCCCGGAUGAGCCAAGCAAGGCUAGGAAGUUUUGUCAGACUCUUGGAGAGGCUUAUAGUAAGGCUGCCAAACAUUAUCGAAUCCAGCAGAUGCAGAAGGAGGUUCGUGAGAAGGGUAAGAGGAGAUUUGAAGGUAGUAGCAAAGGGGGAGAGAAGAAAUCUAAGAUGAGUCAAGGAGAGACUGUUCAGGAGUACCAAAGAAGUGGGAUUCCCAGACCUAGGAGGGAUUACCCAACUCAAAGUGCGGGGAUGACCGGUAGAGGAUGGAUGAAGGAGAGGCAUUUCCAUUGUAAAAGAUGUGGGAAGGAUCAUCCCGGUGUCGAUUGUAUAGGGAUGCCGGUAGAGUGCUUCAACUGUGGGAAGAAGGGCCAUCACUCAUUUGAGUGUCAAACUAGCACGAGGGAAAGGUCAUUCUGUCCUAGUCAAAGUCAAGGAAAGACCCAAUAA
Ipomoea triloba (trilobed morning glory) is the source of this 729-nucleotide messenger RNA. RefSeq lists its product as uncharacterized. NCBI's taxonomy places the organism in Eukaryota, Viridiplantae, Streptophyta, Magnoliopsida, Solanales, Convolvulaceae. The record is from RefSeq and is a predicted model, not a curated record. The transcript has 2 exons. Gene Ontology annotation, molecular function: zinc ion binding; nucleic acid binding. Bases 1 to 729 code for a protein of 242 amino acids.